Messenger RNA from Saccoglossus kowalevskii, 2798 nucleotides. RefSeq names its product kinesin heavy chain. The record is from RefSeq and is a predicted model, not a curated record. Gene Ontology annotation, molecular function: microtubule motor activity; ATP binding; microtubule binding. NCBI's taxonomy places the organism in Eukaryota, Metazoa, Hemichordata, Enteropneusta, Harrimaniidae. Gene Ontology annotation, biological process: microtubule-based movement.
AUGCAUAAUGUUUAUUAUCUUUUAGUUUCCAAAACAAAUUUAUCAGUUCAUGAAGACAAGAACAGGGUUCCAUUUGUUAAAGGUGCUACAGAACGAUUUGUAUCAAGUCCAGAGGAAGUAAUGGAGGCGAUAGAUGAAGGCAAAGCAAACAGACACAUAGCAGUAACAAAUAUGAAUGAGCAUAGUUCACGCAGUCACAGCAUCUUCCUAAUCCAUGUUAAACAAGAGAAUGUAGAAACACAGAAGAAACUGAGUGGAAAGUUGUAUUUGGUGGAUUUAGCUGGUAGUGAAAAAGUUAGUAAAACUGGUGCUGAGGGAACAGUGUUAGAUGAAGCUAAAAAUAUUAAUAAGUCACUGUCUGCAUUAGGUAAUGUUAUCUCGGCACUGGCAGAAGGCACUAAAACUCACAUCCCUUAUCGAGAUAGUAAAAUGACCAGGAUUCUCCAGGAAUCUCUUGGUGGUAAUUCUCGUACAACUAUCAUCAUCUGCGCAUCUCCUGCAUCUUACAACGAGGCAGAAACAAAGUCAACGUUAAGUUUUGGUCAGAGAGCCAAGACUAUUAAGAACCAAGUUUCUGUCAAUAUAGAACUGACAGCUGAAGAAUGGAAACGCCGAUACGAGAAAGAACGAGAUAAGAAUGUUAAACUACGCAAUCAACUGAAUCGGCUAGAAAACGAGCUUCUCCGGUGGAGGCACGGUGAGAAUGUUCCAGAAGAAGAACAGUUUGAAGAAAAUAAUGAUAACUUGCAAGAUCUUGCGCCAGAGAAGAAAGCUGAAGAAAUGAAUGUUGAAUCUAUGUCUUCAGGCGAAAGAAAUAAAUUUGAAGCUGAACAAAUUAAACUCUUUGAGCAACUAGAUGAAAAGGACUCUGAAAUUGACAGCCAAGCGCAAUUGAUUGAGAAACUGAAACAACAAAUGCUAGACCAGGAGGAACUGAUCGCAUCGUCACGACGAGAUUAUGAAACUAUCCAACAUGAGAUGUCCAGAUUACAGUCUGAAAGUGAUUCAGCCAAGGAAGAAGUCAAGGAAGUCCUACAAGCAUUGGAAGAAUUGGCUGUUAACUAUGAUGAAAAGUCAAAAGAAGUUGAUGAUAAAAAGAAAGAAAAUGAAAACCUUAAUGAAGAACUCAACACUAAAUCGACUACUCUUGACAAUACAGAAUCUGAGCUCCAGACAAUAAAAGCCAGCGAGGCUCAUCAAAAGAAACGUAUUAUGGAGAUGCUCGGUAGUCUAAUGAAGGAUCUUGGUGAGAUUGGUUCUGUAGUUGGUGGUAAUGCUGCUGAAAUGAAGAAGCCAUCACUUGAAAUCAGUGAUAAGAUGGAUGAAGAGUUCACUGUUGCCAGGUUGUACAUCACUAAAAUGAAAUCAGAAGUGAAAACAUUGGCACAUCGCUGUAAAUCGCUUGAAACAAACACCAGCACAUGUAAUAAAAAGAUUGAAGAAAACGAAGAGGAAUUAUCAUCUUGUAGAUUGCUGAUACAACAGCAUGAAGCAAAGAUGAAACAGUUGAGUGAAUCCAUGAAGGAUAUAGAUGCCAAGAAAAGAUCUCUUGAAGAAGCUGUUGAUAGUCUCAAUGAAGAGUGUGCUCAACUCAGAGCAAAAGAGGAAAUGAGAUCAUCAGCAUAUGAAGAAAAAGAAAAAGAACACGAAGGAUUACAGAAAUCAGCUGAAGAAAUGAAGAUGGCUCUUGAGAUGCAGAUGCAGGGUCACAGAGAGACUCAUCAAAAGCAACUAAACAGUCUACGGAAUGAAAUUGCAGAGAAAGAAGCAAUGAUUGAACAACUGAAAGAAACCAACCAGCAUUUGGCUCUUGCUCAUGGCAAAUUGCAGUCAGACUUUGAUAAAUUGAAACACGAAGAGGCAGAGAAGGCAUCUAGAUUGCAAGAGUUGACUCUACAAAUGGACAGACGUGAACAAGCUAAACAAGAUUUGAAAGGACUGGAAGAGACUGUGGCUAAAGAACUCCAAACUUUGCAUAAUUUACGAAAAUUGUUUGUUCAAGACUUGCAGAGCAGAGUCAAGAAGGCAAUUGAUGGAAGUGCAAAUGAUGACGACAGUGGUAGCAGUGCUGCUCAGAAACAGAAAAUUUCUUUCCUGGAGAACAAUCUGGAACAGUUAACCAAAGUCCAUAAACAGUUGGUACGAGAUAAUGCUGAUCUUCGAUGUGAGCUUCCAAAAUUGGAGAAGCGUUUAAGAGCUACAGCUGAAAGAGUAAAGUCUCUGGAGACUGCCCUUAAAGACGCUAAAGACAGUGCCAUGAGAGAUAGAAAAAGAUAUCAACAUGAAGUUGAUAGGAUCAAAGAGGCUGUAAGACAGAGAAAUAUGUCAAGAAGGACACAUUCUGCUGUUAUUGCCAAGCCAAUAAGACCAGGACAGCAUCACUCACAUGGUGUGCCACAUUCUAGUAUUCGUGGCGGUGGUAAUGUCAUCUCUCCCCAAGAUGGUGGAAUCCGAGGAGGUGUCAUGAGCCAAAACCAAAUGAACCAGAUGCAAAACCAGCGCAUCAUCAAUGCUUCGCCACAUAUGGAAAAGUCUAACAGUGACAACAACCAAGACCGACAUGGUAACCAAGCCAACCCUUCACCAAUCGUUCCUCCACCUUACCAUCACCAUCUUCAUCAGUUUCAUCCAUGAACUUUCCCGAUCCACUAAAAACCCCCAAAGUUUUAUCCGGACAGACCCCACUGCCAGUGAACCCAGGUUAUGUUCAAAACACAAUGGGCGGUUGGCAUACCGUGCCUGCGAGUCAAAGGUCAGCAGCCUUAGAGAACGCACAACUGAGUGCUGAUCCCAACAUG